Ochotona curzoniae (black-lipped pika) is the source of this 2731-nucleotide messenger RNA. RefSeq names its product zinc finger FYVE-type containing 27 (gene ZFYVE27). The record is from RefSeq and is a predicted model, not a curated record. Gene Ontology annotation, biological process: endoplasmic reticulum tubular network formation; vesicle-mediated transport; neurotrophin TRK receptor signaling pathway. Gene Ontology annotation, cellular component: growth cone membrane; endoplasmic reticulum tubular network. The transcript is spliced from 12 exons. Bases 167 to 1381 code for a protein of 404 amino acids. Gene Ontology annotation, molecular function: metal ion binding. NCBI's taxonomy places the organism in Eukaryota, Metazoa, Chordata, Mammalia, Lagomorpha, Ochotonidae.
GCGGAGGCGUCACAGGCUCCGGGACCUGCGGCUUUAGAACGGCCCUGGGAGGAGGCGUGGCGUCGGGCUGGGGCGCCCCGGAGGAGACGCUCCGGCGCCCGGCGGGCCUCCUGGUUCCCCGUGGCUGUGCGUGCCCUUCCACCCACCGACCCGGCGGCCGGGAAGGAUGCAGGCGUUGGAGCGGGAGGGCAGUGCGCCCGAGGUGGGCCCCAGCGUGGUGCCUGAAGCUUCGCAGGAGUCCCCGCCUGCCCCUACCAAGUCGUCGGCGUUCGAUCUUUUCAACUUGGUCCUUUCCUACAAGCGGCUGGAGGUCUACCUGGAGCCCCUGAAGGAUGCGGGGGACGGCGUCCGAUACUUGCUCAGGUGGCAGAUGCCUGUGUGCUCCUUGCUCACCUGCCUGGGCCUCAACGUGCUGUUCCUCACCUUGAACGAGGGUGCGUGGUACUCCAUGGGUGCCCUCGUGAUCUCAGUGCCUGCCCUGCUGGGCUACCUCCAGGAAGUAUGCCGAGCCCGGCUACCCGAGUCUGAGCUGAUGCGGAGGAAGUAUUACAGCGUGAGGCAGGAGGACCUGCAGAGGGUGCGCCUGUCACGCCCCGAGGCCGUGGCCGAGGUGAAGAGCUUCUUGAUCCAGCUGGAGGCCCUCCUGAACCGCCUGUGCUGCGCCUGCGAAGCUGCCUACCGUGUGCUUCACUGGGAGAACCCCCUGGUGUCCUCACAGUUCUAUGGGGCUCUUCUGGGAACAGUUUGCAUGCUGUAUCUGCUGCCACUCUGCUGGGUCUUUGCCCUUUUAAACAGCACACUCUUCCUGGGGAAUGGGGAGUUCUUCCGGGUGGUGUCAGAGUACAGGACGGCUGUGCAGCGACGGCUGAGCCCCAGGCAGGAAGAGCCUGCUUGCCAGAGUCUCCCACCACCAGAUGCUGUGGCAAAGUCUGCUCUGCUGGACAGCACGCCUGACCCCACGCCCACGGAGGACCUCACGCCGGGCAGUGUGGAGGAGGCUGAAGAGGCGGAGCCAGAUGAGGAGUUUAAGGAUGCCAUUGAGGAUGACGACGAGGGUGCCCCUUGCCUGGUGGAGGAUGACCUGGUGCUGCAGGACAACGGCUUCCUGAGCAAGAAUGAGGUGCUGCGCAGCAGGGUGUCGCGGAUUACAGAGCGCCUCCGCAAGCGCUGCCCAGCCAACACCUUCGGGACCUGCACGGGCUGCUCUGCCACCUUCUCAAUGCUCAAGAAGAGGCGGAACUGCAGUAACUGUGGAAACAGCUUUUGCUCUCGGUGCUGCUCCUUCAAGGUGCCCAAGUCUUCCAUGGGGGCCACAGCGCCCGAAGCCCAGAGAGAGACUGUGUUUGUGUGUGCCUCGUGUAACCAGACCUUGAGCAAGUGAGAAGGGAGGCCAGGUGCCAGCUGCCCCAGUCUCUAAGGCCAGCAGUAGGUUUCCCCUCUCUUCCAGCUGCUAUGGGGUGGUCAGGCAGGGUGGCCUGGAUGGUUAGAAGGCUUCCUCCUGCGUCCCUUCUGAGCUCAAACUGAGGGGAGAGAAGCCCCUGCGGGGCUUGUGGUCCUUCUCUGCCUAGCCUGAAUGUCCUCAGGGCUGAGCCAGGAGUGUCCACUAGAGGGCAGCAAGAAGCCAGCCCGCUCUCCAUCUGGCUCUGAGCAGGGCUGACCCUGCUGCGUCUGGGAAUUCUAGACCUGAGGCUGAGGAGAGUUUCUUCCCUUUAGGGUGUUGGAGCAGUCCCUCGGCCUGGGAGAACGCACACAGGGCUUGGGAGUGCUGCAAUUCUGUGAUGCCAGGAUCUGACCAUUUUCUCUUCAGAAGAUGUGACCAGAGCUAGCUGGACUAGCAGUGCUUCUAGAAACAGGGUUGCGGUUCCUAAGCUUCCCAGAGAGGAAAGUGUUUGGCAGGCCUGGCUGAGUCACUCAGUGUUACCUGGAGGAUAGGGAGACCUCAGCCCUGCCUUGCAGUCUUAGCCCCCGCAGUGCUGUGCUCUUUCCAUGUGCUGCUUGCUUGGUCACUCCAUUCCCCGUCCAUAACUCCCACCCCUUGGAGUCCAUGGCAGCCUUCCUCAACCGGCCCACCCUCUUUGGACAUGUGAGGCCAGAUGACUGGAGCAGAGAUCCUGAAGCCCUUGACCUUCAGGGGCCUGGGAAAUGUAGGAACACGCUGGGUGAGUCCUGCAUUCCAUGGCAGUUCCCAAGAGAGGAGCCUCAGUUGUGGGAUAGGGUGAGAGGGGUCCCCCAAUUCUUCUCAACAAUUUUAUAUUGACUCAGAGAUGCUGAGGGACCUAGGUCUCCCCAAGCCAUGAGCUGGCUCAGGCACUCCUCCCUCCCUCCCUAGAGCUGCCCUGCCUUUUUGAAGUAUUUAUUUAUUUAUUUCCUGGUUCCUGGGAACAUGCAGCUUAAGGAGAGGAAUGAACGAGACGAGGGGCCUGUCCUACCUGAGAUGCCCCCGUGGUUAGGGGCUGCUUGGCAUCCAGGAGCCACAGGUGGCUUCAUGGUGGGCGUUUCUGGUCUUUAAGUGGGAGCAGGCAGGAAGGCUGCGGAGACAAGGCCAGCUUUGUCACCAGGCCCAGCACUGUAGGGCUCAGUAGCUCAGGUGCCGGUCCUGGAGAACCAGGCAGCCUUGGUGUAUCUGCUGUGACCUGCUUUGAGAAGGAAGUGCCCUGUGCUUCAUUACACUGGAGAUGAACCAAGAUGACCUCUGCGUACGGAGAGUCUCCAAUAAAAAGGCCUCAUACUC